AAACUGUGUUUUAUUGGUAAUUUUUUAUUAAUUUUUAAUUCCAUUCCUGUAAAAUUCCAAAUUUAUUAAUACUACAGUUACACAAACAUUGUCGUAUCUUGAAACUAUCUCAGAAAUAAAUAACAAUAAUUCUAAAUACGACGCACUACGACUCCAACAAAUAUUUAUCUUUGAAUAAAACAUCGAUUGAAGUCUUAAUAAAUUUAAAUGUUACGCAUGAUCAUAGCGAAGUGGCGCUUGUUUGUUGACAUUACUACGCCGAGUAGCUACGGCCGUGCGCGCCAUCGCGCCGUAUCCAACAGUUUUAACCAAUAAAUAAACGAAUUUCACAGUGUUUAAGCAAAAUAACUUUGACCGAAACGCGUUUUAGUUGAAUCUAUGUGAAGUAUUAGUUAUAACGGACUGUUUUUCCAGUGAUUUUAUUGUGGAAAAAAAGGCGGGCUAUCUGUGCACAAGUGACGAUUACUAAUCUAUUUAUAGCCGAACCUGUGUUGUGUUGCAUAUGUUUUCGUCUCUACAGCUGUUCUAGUAGAAUCUUUAAUCAUUCCAAUAAGAUUUUUAGUGUAACAACAGAGUUCUAGGCAUCCUAAUUAGAAAUUUUCUGUGAAUGGAACAAGGAAAAACUGCAUAAACUAGUUUGACAGCUCACCGAUGCACACAGACGUAACGCGCAUGUGUGCGUGCAAGUGAUGUGAAAUUCUUGCGAUUAUCGAUUGGGAGAUAAUUUCAAGGACAAAUGUUGUAUUUUAUACUGCUUCAAUUCAUUUAAUAUUUUAAAAUAUAAAUCUACGAUCGCAUUAUGGAGUCGCCCAUUGUAGAGACGAUGAGCUCAGAGCAGGGUCAAGGCCCCUUAUCGGCAGGUUCAAAUCAAUUGUUUGCGACAGAAAACUUGGAUUUGCCUGAUGAUACGUUUCGAAUGGGCUUAGAUAACUUUCAUUUAAUCGGCGAAAACGUGACAGUGAGCGAGAGGGUCACGUCCGUAGAUACUGCUAGAUCUUCGGUCGACACACCAAGCGUAUUGCCCGACUUUAACAUUCCUACACCUAUGAACACACCGGUCAAUGAGAUUACGCCCGAAAUUUUGCUGCCAAUUUCAGAAACACCUAAAAUCCCAACCGAGACCAUUCGUAAAGCAGCUACCUUACUCAAACUAUCGAUAGUUAAGAAGGACGAGGACGAUGUAUUCGUGAAACCUUCGCCGAUGACCGAUGGCAUGUCGCCGGCGAGAAUGCUGCAAUUCGAAAUAGACGGAGCAAACAACGCGACCCCUACCAUGAGAAGGGCCGUUGUGGACUUCGACUUCUUUAAUAAGAAUAAAUUCGAUGAAUACUUCGAAGACACUCGACAGGACGUUAAAAUUGCCUCGGAAUGUAAAAAUGAGGAGACGUUUAAAGAAACUGCAGUUAUAACGAAGGCGAACACCGUGCGACACGAAAUAGGCUAUGUUAACUUAAACGGUGCCUCAAAAGUGGACAUAUCACACUUCGAUUUGCUCAAAGUUCUCGGUACCGGAGCUUACGGCAAAGUGUUCCUAGUUAGAAAAAGAUGCGGCAUCGACGAGGGAAAGUUAUACGCAAUGAAGGUUUUAAAGAAAGCAUCUAUUGUACAGAAAUUAAAGACUGCCGAACACACCAGGACUGAGAGACAGGUCCUGGAGGCUGUAAGGGAGUGUCCAUUCCUAGUCACGCUUCAUUACGCUUUCCAAACGGACGCGAAACUUCAUUUAAUACUUGAUUACGUCGCCGGUGGAGAGCUGUUCACACAUUUAUACCAAAGGGAGCAUUUCAACGAAAGCGAAGUUAGAAUAUAUAUAGCUGAAAUUAUACUGGCGCUCGAACAAUUGCAUAAGCUCGGCAUAAUCUACCGCGACAUUAAACUGGAGAACAUCCUCCUCGACGCCGAAGGACACAUAGUGCUAACCGACUUCGGACUAUCCAAGGAGUUCGUCGGCGGAGAGAGCAGAGCUUACAGUUUCUGCGGCACCAUAGAAUACAUGGCCCCCGAAGUCGUCAGGAGCGGGAGUCAAGGACAUGAUAUUGCUGUAGACUGGUGGUCGGUCGGCGUGCUGACCUACGAACUCCUGACCGGUGCCUCGCCGUUCACCGUCGAAGGCGAGAAAAAUACACAGCACGAGAUCACGAAGCGAAUCGUUCGAUGCAGUUAUCCCCUACCUCCUGACGUCAGCCCCGAGGUUCAAGACUUUAUUAGAAAAUUAUUAGUAAAAGAUCCACGUCGGAGACUCGGAGGCGGCGAGGGUGACGCCGAAGAACUGAAGAGGCACUCCUUUUUCCAGAAUUUGAAUUGGGAGGCUGUGGCGAGACGCGAGGUUCCAGCGCCGUUCGUGCCGCAGUUGUCGCACGCGGCUGACACUUGCAACUUCGCGGAUGAGUUCACGCGGAUGCCGCCCACAGACUCGCCAGCCCAGGCUCCCAAACACAGCGACAAGCUAUUCAUGGGAUACUCAUACGUAGCUCCGAGUAUAUUGGUGUCGGAGAACAUAAUAUCGGAUCAGAUAUGGAUGCAGGCGACCGGACAGAAAACCGAGAAGCUCAAAGGAUGGACGCCCAAGGAUUCCCCGUUCUUCCAAAAGUACGCCGUAGAUUUGAGCGUGCCGCUGCUCGGCGACGGUUCGUACUCGGUGUGUAGGAAGUGCAUCCACCGGCAGAGCGGCAAGGAGUACGCAGUCAAGAUAAUAUCGACGCAAAAGAAAGAUGUCAAACAAGAGAUAGAGUUGCUGAAGGCCUGUCAGGGUUGUCCGUACAUCGUAACGCUGCACGAAGUCAUCGAGGAUUCCGCGUUCACGUACAUAGUGACGGAGCUGGUGAGCGGCGGCGAGCUGUGGGCGCGCGGGGCGGGCGCGGUGCCGGAGCGGGCGGCGCGCGGCCUGCUGGCCCAGCUGGCGCUGGCCGUGCGACACAUGCACGCCGCGCGCACCGUGCACCGCGACCUCAAGCCAGAGAACAUCCUGCUGACGAGCUCGCGGCUGGGCGACGCCCGCGUGAAGGUGGUGGACUUUGGAUUCGCGCGCCGCAUGCCGCCUCCAGACGAGCGCGCGCGCAUGAUGACUCCUUGCUUCAGCCUGCCGUACGCGGCGCCCGAGGUGCUCGCCCGCGCCCGCAGCGCCGCCGCGCCCGGCUACGGCCCGCAGUGCGACGCCUGGAGCCUCGGGGUCGUCUUCUACUGCAUGCUGUGCGGCCGGGCUCCCUUCCAACCGACCUCCAGGAAGGAGCCGAUAACGGCAUACAUGGACAGGAUCCGGGCAGGAAACUUUACUAUGGAAGGUCCGCAGUGGGACAAGAUCUCGAGUGAGAGUAAACGCAUCAUAACCGGCUUACUGUCGGUCGAGCCGUCUCACCGGAUGACCAUCGACGAGCUGCUGGCCGACUUGGGAGUCAACACCGAAGAAUCUGUCUUCAAAUUAUCCGACAUGACCAAGGCGGACCUGUACAAACGCCGGAACAAGAACAAACCGCGCAAGUCCAGCUCCGAGCCCGGGCCAUCCGGGGACCAGGACGGCGAGGCCUCGCUCAUCGAGACUAUCAACAGCCUCAAGCACAGGACGGACCGGAGCUCGAUCGAGGACGACGUGGCGCUCAUCCGGGCCAACACCCAGGACACGCCCGUGCACGACACCGCCGAGCCCAACUUCGAGGACGUGCCCCCAGUCAAGCCGGUCGAGAAGACCUACGCCAAGACCAGGUCCAAGCUGGACGACUACAUCUACAUCGAGAGCCAUAAAGGUCUGGACGGCACCCAGGUCGCCUUCCCGAAAGUGCGAGCGAAGAAGUCCAAGGACUCCCCCGUGCCGCGCAAGAGGAGAAAAGUCGACGCGCCAGAGGCCAACGAGAGGCAAUUGCGCAGUCGCGGCAAGAGAAGCACCCCCGCCACUCCCGUGGUUGAGAAGCGAGGCAAAGCCGACGGUAGAGUCACCAAGGAGUCGAUAGAGAACGAAAAAACGGUCCGCGUCACUCGCAAGAGGAAAUACGAGGAGAUAACCAAGCCGGUGCUCAGGGAGAAGGGGCAGAACGGACGCGCCACGAGGCAAGCCAGCGAACGCAAAACGAUCAAAGCGAAGAAAAAGGAAACUUUGACCUUGAAUCAACAGGAAGAUCAGAUGCGCAUGACGAGGUCCAGGAAGCGACGGCUGGAGGUCAGCCUCUCGCCUUCGGAAGUGAAGAGCAUCGUGCCGGCGUUCUCGUUCGAGUCAGAGCGCCGCGUGGACUCCGUCGAGAGCACUAAAUCCAUCAAGAGCAGUACCAAAGCGAAAUCUCGCAGGAACGCGAACGGCGCGAGCAAGGCCAAAAAGACGCCCGUCAGGUCGACGAGAUCGCGCGGGAACAGACGGUGAAACGAUUUGAAAAAGAAAAAAAACCGCCAAUUGUUAAUGUAUAGAGAAUCAUAGAGUGUUGAUAUUCCAAUAUGGCGUCAGAUAACCUCAAAUUCCAAAAAGAAAAUACAUAAAUAAAUAGUGAUGCAAUUCAACGGAGGACGCUUCGUUCGCGCUUAGUAAAUUAACGGUGGAAAUUAUUUAUUGAAAAUUAAUUAAACAAUUGUUGAUUGGAAUAUUUGACCGGGAGAGGGACAUUGACCGAAGUGUGCAAUUCAGUGUUCAUUUUAUCUUUCUAAGAUGGUACCACAUGUAAAUGAUUUUAUACUUAUCUCUUGAUUGUUUUGACAGUUUUUAUGAUAAUUCUUUGUUGCCGUUCAGAUAUUUUGAUGCAAAUUAUCAGAUAGAAAGAUCACUUCAAAUUUCCGUCUCCGAGUCAAAUAUUCAAGUUGAAUAAUAAUAAUUUUAUGAUGAUACCUUCGUGAAGCAGUUAGCGUCUCGAUUAGUUGGAUUAACUGUUUUAUUUUUUAAUAAUAAUUAUUUUUUUAAUCCUUUUUAUUUAAUGUUACUAUUAAUUUAUAAGGUUUUCUUUUUCUUUUCGCUAUAAUUACCAUUAGAUUGUAACAGGAUUAAAAAAAAAGUUAAUUGUAUUUUGAAUUAGUAGAUAAAAUAAUUAAUUAUUAUUAUGUAUUAUUAUUAUUAUUAUAUAAUUAUAGUCCGAACGGUGUGAUGUGAUAGUUUUGACAGAUGUCAUUUUUUAACACUCAUUUUUUUGAUCAUUUCAUUAAGCGACUGUUUGAAGAAGGAAAUAGCUUAACGAGAUUUUUAGGGUUUUCUUAGAUAAUUUUUGUUUUCGUGAUAUAUAAUUUUACUAUGCACCAUCUUAGAUAUCAUAAUAUGUUCAUGAGUGACCGUAAGAUUUAUCGGUGUUUUUGUGUGAUCGACCACUUAGAUAAUGAAACGAAAAAUUUAACCUAAUUUUUUAAUAUUUGUAUAACUAAUAAAAUUAUUUUUUCAUAUCUAAACAAAAAAAAAUAUCAAAAAAUGUGUCCGUUGGUAAAAAAUAAUACAGAUCUCUUUUCACGAUUGAUUAUAUCAAUAUAAAGUACGAAGUUUAGGUUGUUUGUGUGUGUAUAUUUGUUUGUACUAGAUUAAUAAUAGAUAGAAUUUUCUUUUCGUUGUUCUGGGGCCUCGGUCGGGUGGACAUAGGAAUACUUUGUUCGUAGAUCUAGAGUUUAUUAUUGUUCUCGUGGAUCCGACGAGGCGGCUCAUUAAACAGAAAGUUUAUAAAAGAGGAAAAGUUUAAAAAAAAAAUUUGAAAGUUUGGUAUAUUGAUUCUGUAUCUUCCAAAAAUUAAAAAAAAUAUAUUAAUAGAAAAAAAAAGAAAAAAACGAUUGCGUUGAAAGUGCCAAAGCAUGUUUCGGAACGUAAUGUUUAAAACUAGAAAAUGUCGAACGAGAAUACGCCCAUAGUUCGAAAUAAGAUUGGUAUCUGUUAAAAUCGAUUUGUUUAAAUACAAAGUGAUACGCGUGAAUCGAUGGUACGAGAUGUCUAUUUUUAAAUUAUAUAUAAUUCAUGGCCACGAAUAUGUACGUUGUUAGUGAGAGUGAAAAUUAUCGGAAUCUUAUCAAUUAUCGCUUCGACCAAAUAAUUGUUUUUCUUUCGACGUUUGUUUCACUUCAUUGUAAAUAUUUGAGUAGCGUGUAGUACAAAUAAUAUCGAUGUAAACGAUACAUUUAUAUAUAUAUAUAUAUAUAUAUAUAUAUAUAUAUACAUUAAAAGGAACAUAGUGAAAAUGAAAAAUAGUAUUUACAUAUUGAAAUGAAUUAUUCCUGUUGAUUCGAUUAUUUCGAAAAAAAAAAAAUCGAUUUGCCAACGUCUUGCUUUGUUAUUGUGAAACUUUGGACCCAAUGUUGUUAUAUCGGCUAAAAAAAAUUUUUAAUUUAAAAAAAUAUUGGUCCCUACAAUGUAAUUCUAAAAAGAACUGUAAUAACAUGAAAACAAUGGUUUCAUAGAAAAGAAAAAAAAGUUUAUAAGAAUAAAUUAUUGAAUCAAAAUUAAUGGAAACAUGUAUUAUAAUAAAUUUCAAAAGGCUGCGUGUUGAUUUUCAUAAUAUAAAUGUUGUUUGGUAUCGUUGCUUUGUUCAAAGUUUUAUAAUUGUAAUGCAUUUCGUGAACAAAACGUUUAUAGUGACGUGCUUGAAGAGUUUUCGAAAAUCGAUUUGUUGCAUUGUUAUUUUAACACAUUAUGCAAAUUUAUUAAACAUUUAAGAGCUCUAUCUGUCGUUGAUAUAAUUAUGAACGGAUCGAUUAAGGAAACAUUUCAGGUACACACGGCUCAGUGAAUAUAUUGAAAAAUGUACCUAUGUAUGAAUUUUGAAUUUAUAAAAGAAAUUAAAAAUGGCUGCUCUGUGUUACCAUUUUUUUUUUCUUAAAUAUCUGAAAUUUGGAAGCAAUUCUCAGGUAUUUUGGAAAAUGGUUUAAUGAUACUCUCGCAACCAAAACAAUGCGAGCAUAGGAAAUUUUGAAUUUCCGUUCGCUUAAAUUAAAUAAAUGCUGGAGUAGCCUCGUGGUAAUUGUUAUAAAGUGCACUUAAUAUGGAAUGUACCAAAAGAUUAUAUAAUUUUAUAAUAAAAGUGUUAGUUGUGUGCGUGUGUCGGCGUUAAAUAAAUUUUGUAUGAAGUUAAACGAAUGCCGACCGGAGAUAUUGGAUUGUAAUAAAUAUACCAUUUUAACAUUAUAA
Messenger RNA from Bombyx mori (domestic silkworm), 7069 nucleotides. Its product is annotated as ribosomal protein S6 kinase alpha-5. The transcript is spliced from 18 exons. Gene Ontology annotation, molecular function: protein serine/threonine kinase activity; ATP binding. Gene Ontology annotation, biological process: regulation of DNA-templated transcription; peptidyl-serine phosphorylation. Lineage: Eukaryota; Metazoa; Arthropoda; Insecta; Lepidoptera; Bombycidae. The record is from RefSeq and is a predicted model, not a curated record. Bases 800 to 4348 code for a protein of 1182 amino acids.